This is a messenger RNA of Trichoderma virens Gv29-8, 1875 nucleotides long. Its product is annotated as glycoside hydrolase family 27 protein. Gene Ontology annotation, biological process: carbohydrate metabolic process. The transcript has a single exon. Bases 1 to 1875 code for a protein of 624 amino acids. Lineage: Eukaryota; Fungi; Ascomycota; Sordariomycetes; Hypocreales; Hypocreaceae. Gene Ontology annotation, molecular function: hydrolase activity, hydrolyzing O-glycosyl compounds. The record is from RefSeq and is a predicted model, not a curated record.
AUGGCGCCGCCGACUGCUGCAGUUCUCGUCUCCCUCGCAGGGAUAUUCCUGCUCCGCCCCGUCGCUGCGCAAACUCAGUGCGGCGGCAAUCUCUAUACUCCUGGAACUCUCAACUUCACUACGGAGUGCUAUAAUGCAUUUAUGGACUGUGCUGCCCGCUUUGAAGCCAAUGCAAGCCUGGUCGACUGCAACGAUGGCAAUGGAAAUUUGUUCAUGCAACAACAAGCCAACUUGGGAGCUUCGCCAGGAAGUCAAAACAACGACGCCGUCAUUGCCUUCCAAGAUAUUCGCGAUCUCUGCCUCCUCAGCGGUUCUACAACUGCAACCUGGGGCUACAGCGACAACCAGUGGUACUGGGCAGCUGCUGAGGAUGCGUGCUACACCAACGAUCCCACUAGAACGGACGUCGUCAAAACUCACCCAGCACCAUACUGCAUCCAGAAUCGCGAUUCAGGACUCCCUGAAUGUUAUCCACAGCCAGAUGCCACUCCUGGCGGCCCUCUGAAGGUUCUUAAGACCGCCAAGACGCGAAAUGGAUUCAAGUCCUCUGCUCGAGGUUGGAAUACCUACGGUGUUCAGGCUUUACAGAACGGUUCCCAAGUCGUUCCAUCCUUCGCUGGACAAUCCGGUCUGUACUAUACCCAAAAGUUUGUUGAGACUCAGUGUGGUGUGCUUGCGCGACCCGAGUUUAAGGCUGCUGGCUAUGAUCUCUGCAGUCUUGAUUCUGGCUGGCAAGCUUUUAGCGAAGUUGAUGAGCACGGCCGUAUCAUCUACAACACCACGCGCUUUAACCUCCCCCAACUUGCUUCUUGGUUGCACAGCAGAGACCUGAAGCUGGGAGUCUACAUCACACCCGGUGUUCCCUGUGUCGCGCACAACCAGACCAUUGUUGGUACCAAGAUUAAAGUUGGUGAUAUCCUGAACGGCAACAACGAUCAGAUCAACUGCGACUUUGACUUCAGCAAGGAUGGUGUUCAACAGUGGCAUGAUUCGGUUGUCGCGCAGUGGGCUUCUUGGGGCGUGGAUAUGCUUAAGCUGGACUUUGUGACUCCCGGCAGCCCCUCAAACGGUGCCAAUCUCGCGUGUGACAGCUCAGCUGCUGUAAAGGCCUACCAGAAGGCCAUUGAGAAGUCGGGUAGGAAGAUUCGACUUGAUAUUUCAUGGAAGCUUUGCCGCAAUGAGACCUGGUUGCCUGUUUGGAGCGACCUUGCUGAAUCGAUGAGAACUGACCAAGACUUGGAUAAUUAUGGCACCAACACAUUGAUGGCUUGGCAGGUCGGCCAGCGUGCGAUUGAGAACUACCGCCAGUACAUCGGUCUACAGGCGCAGCGCAAUGUCCCCAUUACGAUUUACCCUGAUAUGGAUGCUCUAUUCACUGUCAACCCAGAGCACCUUGCUGGCGUCAACGACUCUAUUAGAACUACUGUGCAGAACCACUGGCUUGGAGCUGCGGCCAACUUAGUUAUUGGUGGUGACAUGCAGCAGAUUGACGCACUGGGUCUUAAGCUGACCACCAGCAAGCAAUCUAUUGCUGCCGCAGACUUCUUUGCACAGUAUCCCAUGCAACCCCGCAACCCUGGAACUGGAAGCAACGCUGCCAAGCAGCUGCAGGCAUGGAUUGGCGGCCCUUCAAACAACCACGAGGCUUACGUUCUUCUCGUCAAUUAUGGACCGGACCUAGGAAACGGAGGCUUUGGAACGAAGCUGUACGGCUCACAGAAGGUGACCGUGUCGUUGAAGGAUCUUGGUAUCUCAGGCUCAACAUGGACCUUUACUGACAUUUGGACGGGCAAGUCGACUAGAGUUACCGGAUCUUACUCUGUUUCUCUCACGGAGGGUGCUUCACAACUGCUACGCGUGACAAAGAGUCACUAG